Pocillopora meandrina is the source of this 2874-nucleotide messenger RNA. The record is from the annotation of a GenBank genome assembly. Lineage: Eukaryota; Metazoa; Cnidaria; Anthozoa; Scleractinia; Pocilloporidae.
GUUCAACUAUGAGCAACAAAUAAUGAAAGCGAGACAAGUCUCUGAAGGAUAUCGCCGAGAGCUUGACAGAUUUAAGGAAAGGUAUUGGUAAUAGCUGUUUAUGUUAUCUUGAAUAUUUUUGUCAUUAUAUCAAUUGAACAAAGAAUCCUAUUCAAUUACUCAAUUUUCCUAAACGGUGGUCGCGCUACUGCUGACAAAACCAUGUAACAAGGUCCACUGGUAAGUGGCGGAAAUUAUAAUCUCUGAAACGAAACUGAAGCAUAGUACACGGUAAAUCAAGUUUAACUUAAAGUUCUAAGUUAGUGUUCCUAGAAACCUCAAAGCAAAUAACUAUUAACAAAGCCUAGACAACCAAAUCGUCAUUUAUUUUGUUUUGCAUUUUAUUGUUGUCAAAGUUGGAGGGGUUUAUUUAGCCAUUCAAUAUUGUUCAUCAUCGAUAGGCAUGCUGCUGUCUCGGAAAGGAGAGUAAGGUCUGAUCAGAGAAGAACUGAAAACACAUUGAGUACCAACAGACAGUCUCAGCUGGAGAGCGAUUACGUCAUCGAAUUUAAGGAUGGCACUCGUGUUGAUGCGAUAGACAUCAUGACAAGUAAAUCUGGACGUCGGAGGGGGAGUAACAACACCACACUGGAGUAUUUAAAGUGCUGUAGAUCGGCGUGCUUCAUAUUUGAGGUACUGUCCUUUACUUGUGUCGUAUUGACUGGUUGAGUUAUGUGUCGAUCUAAUUUAAAGAGUGAAAAUUCAAUCGUUUAGGGAGAAGGAUCAAAGAGGCUUACCUUGGAAUAAAGGAUGUAAGUUUCUAAUUUGGUUUAAUCAACUAAAUUCAUGGUGUAAAUUGGCGAAAGUUAGCUUUAGAAACUCUAUACAGCGACCUUAGAAUUGCUCACCAAACUUAAUGAAACGUAAAUUGCACGACAAACUUCUAGCUUCUUCCAUAUGAAAUAAAGAAGGGAAUCUUGUCUAAACAAGAGAGCUAAACAUGUCUUCCUUUCCGGAUCUAGGUAGCUUAUGACGUUGUUCUAAAGGUGAAAGACUCCUUCAUCAAAUUCACAUCCAGUGUAAUGGAAACCUUAGCCGCUGAGGCUCCCGCGCUAGGGUUAGAUUCCACAUCGUUCCAAAGCAAAGUACGAUUAGUCAAUCAUUGAUCUAAUGUAGUGGUAGACUGAUAAAGAAAUUUCAAAAAGGGCCUUUUUAGUGGAAGAAGGUUUUUUUAACCGAGGUCCAGAGUGCAGACGGGUCUGUCUACAUAGUCUAUUCUGAGGCAUAGGAACAAAUUUGUAAGAACUUCGGAGUGAAGCUAGUGAGGGUCACUGUGGUCUAUUCGUGGCGCACACCCUUCGCGAUUCUUGUGUCUCUCUCUCAAUUGUUUCAAUAAUUCUGAAUAAAAAGGUCUUGGUUUUGAAUUGUAUUUCCAGUGGAUGGAAUUCUUGGUUCGCGCUCGAAGCUUUUAAAACUACUGAAGGACAAUUUUUUUUGCUCUUCUCUAGAAAUUGUAUUGGUGGAGGGACAUUUACAUAUAUUGUGGUAACACAGUAGAAUGUUGUCAGUUCAGUCACAAUUAUGAUUUACGAUCUCCAUAUUUCACUGGCUAGCUCUGGAAUACGCUGUGUAAUAAUCCAAAUGGAGAUGUACAUGCUACUCAAGAUGUGGUCAGCGAGUUGAUGAUUCUCGUCAAAGAAAAGGCGAAGAAACACGAUUUAAAUUCACUUGUUCAGGUAGAUUCAAUGAUCUGCAUUUGUUCCUAAAUGGGUCUUUGGGCUCGAUAGUAUCUUGUUCCUCUUCUACUGAAGCUGUAGAAGUUGGUAAUGUUGAAGCACAAUUUCUUUCGCUCCUCUUCUUUGAACUUCUCCAUUUAUUUGUCAAGACUGAUAAAACCAAAUCAAAUUCACAGUAUAUUCAGAACCAGUUGAGAACUGAUAAAUGAUUGUUUACGGUCUUAACAAAUACCGUGGAGAGUAGAAAAUGAAAAUUGGAAAUCCUGGGUUGAUUUUGCUUUGCCAUCACUAAACGUUUGAGUUUGGUUUUAGGAUUUUAAAUUUUUUUUUCUCGUAGUAAAAAAGUAUUUUCUUCGUCAUUAUUUUUCCGGGGAGCCCCUUCUUAAACCCCUUAAAACUCCCCGUCAAAAUGUAAUCACGUUUUUUCGUUGCGUUAAUUUUCAGGAUGUGAAAAGAUCUAUUUCUGAAAAAUGGACUCGUCACCAAUUGCAAAGAGGAUCUCUUCUUCUUGAAUACGACUCGGAUCUAUUGUAUAGACUGAAUGACUAUAUCAAAUAUUGCACUCAGUUUGCAUGGUGUGCUGUUACACAGGUUCCUCCCCUUAAGGUUGACUACAAGACCACUGAUUAUGACACAAAGGUCCAUGGAGUGAGUCAAGCGUUUAGUCCCUCCGAAGAAAGGAGCCCGUCUCGUCGAAAAAUGUACUCAGAGACACGCAAAAUCAUGUGCUAUCUGUGGCCUACUUUGUUAGACUGUGAUGGAAAAGUUAUCAGGAAAGGAGAAGUACUGUUGCUAUAAUGUGCUAAACUUCUAGAUGGAGAAUUGAUUUUAAGUUAUUCCUUACAAGAAAUGAAUUAUACUUGAAAAAAAUCAGCCACAAUUCUUUCUUUCUUUCUAUUUCUUUUGAAGGGACUUUAACACAUAUUUGUCAUUUACGACGUGGAAGUUAGAUCAGGUUACUAAUAAAAAAAUUAUUUGAUUCUUUAGGCUGUUUCAUUAAAUUAGACCUCGAAGAACUCCAUGAAAUUGACGUGAGAGCUCGUCGAAAAUUUUAAAUUUAAACCCCAGCAGAAAUUCCAUCAGGGCGUGGUUCAAAUGAGGCAACACAUUAAAGCAGGAGGCAGGCAAAACCUGCAAUUAUUUUUGGUAUUAUAAGAUU